AUGGCUUCGGGAAAGUUGCAUCUCAAACGAACGCCUGCUGAGCAAGCAGAACGCGAGUUCCACGGAGCGAAGAAGGCAGCGCGCAGAGCAGCCAAGCGGCAUCGUCACGACCUUUCCGAGUCUUCAAGCGACGAGUAUCGCCACGAGCAGGCAAAUUCUCCCCCCAGCAAACGUGGCCGGACGGGCCACUCGAAACCCUCUGGGACCGGCGCACCCUCGUCUGAUUAUUCAUAUGUGUUCUACGACAGCGUAGACGAGGACGGCCCGGUCCCGUUGCCUUCCGCCUCUGCCUCCGCCUCCGCGUCGUCCUCGCGGGCGCACAAACCGGACUAUGACCAAAUCCGUGCGCAGCUCGAGGAGGAGCGCUUCCGCGAGAAGAUGUUCGGCGCGAUGGAGGAGGACGAGCGGUUAGACGGGCUGGAGUCGCAUUUGAACUCGUACGCGCACAUUCCGCGGAGGUGGCGGGGCGGGGGCAUGGACAGGAUGGACGACGAGCUGGGCAUCGAUCCGCAGUUGAUGGAGGAGGACGACUAUGCAGAAUGGAUAAGGGCGGGAAUAAGGAAGCAUGCAGAAGAGUAUGCGGAGCGUGAGCGCAAGAAGGCGGAACGUGCCGCUCGGCGGGCGCGCGAGAAGGCGAUCAGGGACGAGACGAAGCGUCUCGAGAGGGCGGAAGAUGAAGACAGGAAGCGGCGCCAACGAAGCAGAGAACGCAGGCGUGCAGUGGAAGUUAGGGAACAGUACGAUGCGCGGUGGAAGAUGCUCCUAGCUUCAGGCGAGGACGGUAUCCUGCGAUUCGAAGACGUCCCAUGGCCGGUCAUUCCUCCGGUUCUCAGCAGCAAGAGGAGCACACAUCACUGGCGGAUAUCGAUAGAGCAUCUAACGAUAGAGGCCAUCUCUGCAUUCCUGUUCCCUCCAGGAGAGUCUAGCGAUGGUGAGAGAGAGGAGAGGAAGAAAGAUCGGAAGGAGAAGCUCAGGGAGACUAUGCUACGCUUUCAUCCGGACAAGUUCGAGGGGCGAAUUAUGCGUCGUGUGCGGGAAAGCGAACGGGAGAAGGUCAAGGAGGCUGUGGGCAUUGUGGUCCGGACUGUCAGUGGCUUGAUGGGAGAGGCAAAAUGA
Laetiporus sulphureus 93-53 is the source of this 1116-nucleotide messenger RNA. RefSeq lists its product as uncharacterized. Lineage: Eukaryota; Fungi; Basidiomycota; Agaricomycetes; Polyporales; Laetiporaceae. Bases 1 to 1116 code for a protein of 371 amino acids. The transcript is spliced from 2 exons. The record is from RefSeq and is a predicted model, not a curated record. Gene Ontology annotation, biological process: canonical NF-kappaB signal transduction.